This is a messenger RNA of Brassica oleracea var. oleracea, 688 nucleotides long. Its product is annotated as transmembrane protein 230-like. The transcript has 2 exons. Gene Ontology annotation, cellular component: endomembrane system. The record is from RefSeq and is a predicted model, not a curated record. NCBI's taxonomy places the organism in Eukaryota, Viridiplantae, Streptophyta, Magnoliopsida, Brassicales, Brassicaceae. The coding region runs from base 154 to 447 and encodes 97 amino acids.
CGACACGUACUUGUUGUCUAGAUAACUAAUCCGGCGAGAUUUUGGCUUCUUUAACGAAAACUAUCAUCAAUCUCCGUCGUCUUCGAGCUUCCGAUCUUCAGCAUCCCAAUAAUCGGCAUCGCUGUGGUGAAGUUGAUUCGAAGUAGCUAUUCAAUGGCUUACGUAGACCACGCGUUCUCGAUAUCGGACGAGGACCUAAUGAUUGGGACUUCGUACACCGUCAGUAAUCGACCGCCGGUGAAGGAGAUCUCACUCGCGGUGGCCCUCCUCUUGUUCGGAAUCGUAGGAAUCGUCUCCGGUUUCUUCAUGGCGUAUCGAGGCCACGGUGUCUUCUUCAUUGUAUUCGGGUGUCUUGUGUUUAUCCCGGGGUUUUACUAUACACGGAUUGCAUAUUACGCUUACAAAGGAUAUAAAGGUUUCUCCUUCUCCAGCAUACCAUCCGCUUAGUCCCUUAUGAAUCUCAGUCUCUUUUCUCUCGUACUCAAUGUAUAGGCUGUUGUUGUUUCUGGUCGUAGGUUUUGUAUUGCUUAAUGACUUCUUAUGUUUAGUGUGUAACUCUUUUGAUUUCUCAUUCUGUAUGUUAGGUCAUUACUCACUAGUUUUGUGUCUAUAUAUACCUCAGCCGUGUUAAAAAAAUAGACAAAACUAGUCACAUGUAAUGAUUGUUGUUUAAAAAACGUUAUCCUUA